Cuscuta campestris is the source of this 3605-nucleotide messenger RNA. The record is from the annotation of a GenBank genome assembly. NCBI's taxonomy places the organism in Eukaryota, Viridiplantae, Streptophyta, Magnoliopsida, Solanales, Convolvulaceae.
CUUCCAUAUCUAAUUAUCUUUAACUAAAUCAAUUAAUUACCCAUACACAGGGAGCACCAAUAUAGGGAUCAGUAAUUAAUUAAUUGCGCAGGCCGCGGCGGAGGAUAUGGCGAGCAACGGCGGGAACCACCGCGAUCUGGAGGCCGGAAUCCCUCAGCGCAGCCGCAGUGACGGCAGCGCGGGCGGAGAUCCGUUUGAUAUCGAAUCCAUCAAGCGAGCCCCUGCCGAGGCGUUGAAACGAUGGAGGAAAGUAGCACUCGUGUUGAACGCGUCUCGUAGAUUUCGCUAUACUCUGGACUUGAAAAAAGAAGAGCAACGACUGAAGCUGCUCACGAAGAUCAGAUCACAAUCCGAUAUUCCGCCGGAUACAAUACCACGAGCUUUGACUCCUUUGAGUGGCCGGCGAGAAUUGCCCGGAGAAGAAUUGGCGGGAGAUGAAACUCCAGCGGUCACUACUAAACUUGAAGUUGCAAAGCUUGCUGGAAUGCAAUCUUCCGAACUUGCUCUUUCUAUUCUUCACCAACAUGGCGGGGUAGAAGGUGUGGCAAAGCAGUUGAAAUCAGAUCUGGAAAAAGGAAUAAACGAUGAUCAAGUGGAUGAGCAAAAGCGCCAAUAUGGACCCAACACAUAUCCUGAGAAGAAGGGUCCCGGUUUUUGGACAUUUGUUUGGGAUGCUUGCCGGGACAGGACCUUGGUCAUUUUGAUGGUAGCUGCAGCUGCUUCUUUGGCUCUAGGGAUUAAGUCAGAGGGUCUGAAAGAAGGAUGGUAUGAUGGAGGAAGCAUUGCUAUAGCUGUCAUCAUCAUCAUACUUGUAACAGCUGUUAGUGAUUACAAGCAGUCCCUUCAGUUCCAAAGUCUGAAUAAAGAGAAGAAAAAUAUAAAAGCACAGGUGAUUCGAAAUGGGCAAAGAGUUUCAAUCUCAAUAUUUGAGAUUGUUGUUGGUGAUGUUGUACAUCUAGGCAUUGGCAAUCAGGUACCUGCGGAUGGAAUUCUAAUUUCUGGACACUCUCUUAAGCUCGAUGAAUCUAGCAUGACUGGGGAAAGCACCCUUAUAAAUAAAGAUUCAAAACAUCCAUUUUUAUUGUCUGGAUGUAAAGUAGCAGACGGCUUCGGCACCAUGCUGGUAACAAAUGUUGGGAUGGACACAGAAUGGGGACAGCUGAUGGCUAGCAUUUCAGAAGACAAUGGGGAAGAAACACCUCUACAGGUACGUUUAAAUGGAGUUACAACAUUUAUUGGUAUCAUUGGUGUUGGGAUAGCUAUACUUGUUUUGGUUGUUCUUAUGAUCAGAUUUUUCACUGGUAACUCAAAAAAUCCUGAUGGUACGGUACAAUUUAAAGCUGGGAAAACUAGAGUUGGUGCUGCUGUAGACGGUGCUAUAAAAAUCUUUACUGUUGCUGUUACCAUUGUCGUCGUGGCUGUGCCGGAAGGCCUUCCCUUAGCUGUGACUCUGACGCUUGCUUAUUCAAUGAAAAAAAUGAUGGCAGAUAAGGCAUUGGUUAGGAGACUUUCUGCUUGUGAAACCAUGGGUUCUGCAACAACCAUUUGCAGUGACAAAACUGGAACCUUAACUUUGAAUGAGAUGACUGUGGUUGAGGCUCAUUUCUGUGGUAAAAAAGUUGACGUAGCGCAAGCUGAAUCACAGAUGCAGCUAUCUGAUAAUGUCAAGCUUAUUCUUCUUGAAGGAAUUUUACUGAAUACAACUGGCAGUGUUUUUUUUCCUAAGGAUGGUAAAGGAGCUGAGAUCUCUGGAUCACCAACAGAAAAGGCUAUUCUCCAGUUUGGUGUCAAGCUUGGAAUGAAAUCUGAUGAUAUUCAACCUAAACCUCAAAUUAUCAGCGCUUUCCCAUUCAACUCAGAGAAAAAGCGAAGUGGUGUUGUAGUAGAAAGGCAUGAUUCUAAAGUUCGCACACACUGGAAAGGGGCUGCUGAGAUUGUACUUAGCCGCUGUAACCGUUGUAUUGAUGCAAAUAACAAUGUGGUGGAUGUGACUGAAAAAGAGCUGAAUCUCUUCAACGAUGAUAUUACCAAAAUGGCUGAAAGGAGUUUGCGUUGUGUGGCCAUUGCCUACAACUCUUAUGAUGGUGUUGGCAAAGUGCCUACCAACGAGGAAGAUGUUAGCAAAAACCUGAUUUUACUCACUAUCCUAGGGCUCAAGGAUCCUUGCAGACCAGGAGUAAAAGAUGCCGUGGAUUUAUGUAAAAAAGCUGGUAUUAAGGUAAGAAUGGUGACUGGCGAUAAUCUUAAAACUGCAAGGGCUAUAGCUACAGAAUGUGGGAUACUUGAUUCAGAUCGUGCUAGUGAACGAGAGCUGGUGAUUGAAGGAGAAAGAUUCCGACGUUUAUCUGUGCUUGAUCAGGAAAAGACUGCAGAUGAUAUAUCGGUCAUGGCAAGGUCUUCUCCUAAUGACAAACUCCUCCUUGUACAAGCAUUGAGGAAGAAGGGACACAUCGUAGCUGUAACGGGAGAUGGAACUAAUGAUGCUCCUGCUCUACAUGAGGCUGAUAUUGGUCUUGCAAUGGGUAUCCAAGGAACUGAGGUUGCCAAAGAGAGCUCUGAUAUCAUCAUAUUGGAUGACAACUUUGCUUCAGUUGUGAAGGUUGUUCGAUGGGGUAGAUCUGUGUAUGCUAAUAUCCAGAAGUUUAUACAGUUCCAACUUACUGUAAAUGUUGCAGCCCUUGUAAUAAAUGUGGUAGCUGCUAUUUCUGGUGGUGAUGUCCCAUUGAAUGCUGUCCAGCUUCUUUGGGUAAAUCUCAUCAUGGACACUUUAGGGGCCCUUGCUCUUGCCACAGAACCACCUACCGAUCAGCUGAUGUAUAGACCUCCAGUUGGACGAAGGGAACCACUUAUAACAAAUAUCAUGUGGAGAAACCUAAUAAUACAGGCUAUUUAUCAAGUGACUAUUCUUCUAGCUCUCAAUUUUGGAGGUAAAAGAAUUCUGAGUUUGGAGCAUUACAGAAGUGGGGAUGCUAUUAAACUGAGGAAUACUUUGAUUUUCAACUCAUUUGUAUUUUGCCAGGUGUUCAAUGAAUUUAAUGCCCGAAAACCGGAGGAAAUUAAUAUUUUCAAAGGAGUCCAUACAAACCGAUUAUUUGUGGCUAUAGUCACUCUUACUGUGGUGUUUCAGGUUCUUAUGAUCACAUUUCUUGGGAAGUUCACUUCAACUGUUAGACUUAAUUGGAAACUAUGGCUUGUGUCUGUUGCUAUUGGCUUUAUCAGCUGGCCUCUCGCCGUGUUAGGGAAGCUUAUACCAGUUCCAGAGACACCAUUGAGUGAAAUCGUACGCAAUAUUUUCCGAUGUGGAAAGACACGCGAGGGGGUGAACAAGUCAAACCACAUAACUGAGACCUCAUGAAGUUGAUUUUUUUUUACUUCACAACAAUGGUUUGAACAACUCAUAAGUUAAAUAUUCUAACUGUGUAUUUAUUUGUAAUUUAUUAAAAUGUGUUUGUACCUAAUCAAUGUGUAAAGAAGUGUUUAUCAAACAAACAUGCUCUUAUUGUUUUUAAUACAGUGUGAUUAAUAUUUUGAAAUUAAAACUAGUGCACAAAAAAAUAAUUCAAUAAGAUAUAUGAAUAAUCGAAAAAGAAAGAUCUUCGCCCUUG